AUGUCUGUCACGGCCUCUCCUCGGUUGUCACACACGCCCCUGUCGCUUGAUGGCAAUCCCCUCGGGUACCGAGCGAGCGCGGGCACGCCGCGGUCCCCAGGUGCUCCCGUGAGCCCUGAACCGGAGUCUGCAGGCGUGUCAUCUGCAUCCGAGGAGGAAGAGAACAGCAUGGAGGAGGAUGGCAUAUUGACCGAGGAGGAAGUCUCCAGCUGUUUACACACCCUGGGUCUCUCUGCAACAGGACUGGAGUAUCUAUAUCUCUGCCUCUCUGCCCCUGGACGAAAUUUAACGGAUGUCUCCAUUCUGUGCAAUUAUGUCCAUCUUCAAAAACUGGAGCUUCCAUACAAUAAGAUAAAAGAUUUAUCCUGUGUGAGCCACAUGCCGUACCUCCUUGUUCUGGAUGCCUCCCAUAACGAGCUCUCAGACUUCUUCGGCUUCCAGCCUCCCAAAAAUCUCCAGGAAGUAAAUUUGUCCUACAAUCAUAUGUCAGAGAUGAAGGACCUGACUGCCUACUCCUCUCUCAGCAAACUGAACCUGGAUCAUAACUCCUUCCGUGAAAUACGUGGUCUGGAGAAGUGCUCCAGUCUCACGCACCUCAGCCUGUCCCACAAUAGGCUCUCCCGCAUUAGCGGACUGGCCAGCCUGCCCCUCAAAGAGCUCUGCUUGAGGGGGAAUCAGAUCCGGAAGAUAGAGAAUAUGGAGACAUUAUGGACGCUGCAGACCCUGGACCUGUCCUCUAACAGAAUCCAGAGUCUCUCUGGCCUCCAGAACCUCCAUCUCCUUGGAUCCAUCAAUCUGGAGAACAACCAGGUCAGUGAAAUCAAAGAGGCCUCUCAUAUCCACGACCUGCCUCUACUGCGAGAACUGAAUCUGCAGAGGAACCCAGUACAGGAUCAGACGGAUUACCGCCUGGCCGUGGUCUUCCUCCUGCAGCGCCUGACCUCCCUGGACCAGCAGAGGGUGGCAGCAGAGGAGAAGGUGUCAGCGGUCAAUAAAUAUGACCCCCCACCCGAGGUGGUUGCCGCCAGAGAUCACAUGAUGCACGUGGUGUACCAGCUGGGACAGCCACAGGUCAUCUUCGACAGCACGCUGCCCAGCCUGGAUGCUCCGUACCCGAUGCUGGUGCUCACCGGCCCCCAGGCCUGUGGCAAGAGGGAGUUUGCGCACCGGCUGUGUCAGGAGUUCAGCGAUUUCUUCGCCUACGGGACCUGCCACACCACCAGGAGUCCCUACUUUGGGGAGGUGGAUGGCUGCGACUACCACUAUGUCACCGAGGAGGUUUUCCAGGACAUGAUCCACAUGGGUAAGUUUAUCCAGACUAUUCAGUACGCGGGACACAGGUACGGUCUGUCCCGAGAGGCCCUGGAAGGCGUGGCCAGAGACGGGCUGGCCUGCUGUGUGCACAUGGAGCUGGAGGGCGUGCGCAGCCUGAAGAACACCUACUUCGAGCCACGCUACGUCCUGCUGAUCCCCACGGACCGGGAGGAGUACGCCCGGCGUCUGCGGCGGAGGGCCCUCUACAGCCGGGCCCAGAUCGAUAACGCCGUGUCCCGCAUCGAUGCCUACGUGCACGUCAACAGAGAGCAUCCUGGGUACUUCGACAACGUCAUCCCCUGUGAUAACCCUGCGGAAGCCUACAAGACGCUGAGCCAGGUGGUCAGGGAGUAUCUGGGUCUGGAGGAGCAGAGAGGGGCCACAGCUGGCAACACUGUCACAGGGGACUCUCAGAAUGAGGAGAGGUGGAAGGACUUGGCCACAGGGGGGGCGGUCGGCCUCCACGCCCGCACCACAGGGGUCGCUGAGCCGACGGAGCCGAGCAGCAGGACAUACCAAAGCAAGCUGCAGGCCAGGCUCACCCCACAGAAGAGCUCGGCUGAAGUAGCCUCCAUGCAGAGGCGGCGGCAGCUGGCACGGGAGGCCCUGAUGGGGAGGAGUCCUGGAGCCUACACCCAGCUUCCCAACAGGGUUUCUCUCACGGCUCCAGGUUCGAUGGGCUCCCCACUUCAGCAGGACCCUCCCUCCUUGUCCUCCAUGAUACCGAUGACCAGUGACGGGCCAGCGGACCCCAGCGGGGACAGCAGCUCUGGGGAGUCCCGUGCCAGCUCAGGCCUCUCCCUGCGCUCCUCGGCCGGGGCGUUCUCCCUGCAGGAUACAGCGGAGGGCUUGGAAAGGGGGGCAGGGCCUGACGUGGAGCCCCUGGACAUCCCGGGACACGACCUGGACAGUCUGAGAGAUAACAUGUCAUCAGGCCACACCCCCGACGCACCCCGCCCCACGUCCCCCAGGAAUGCGCUGGAGGUGAGGCCGAUUGCAUCCGAGCCCGUCUCGGCACGGCCGGGGUCCAACGCCAAACCCAUCCUGCCCCCCAUCCCGUCCGGACGCAAGACCACGGAGCACCCCUCCCCCAAGCCUGACUGA
This is a messenger RNA of Megalops cyprinoides (Indo-Pacific tarpon), 2418 nucleotides long. RefSeq names its product leucine-rich repeats and guanylate kinase domain containing (gene lrguk). Lineage: Eukaryota; Metazoa; Chordata; Actinopteri; Elopiformes; Megalopidae. The transcript is spliced from 20 exons. Gene Ontology annotation, molecular function: GMP kinase activity; protein binding. The coding region runs from base 1 to 2418 and encodes 805 amino acids. Gene Ontology annotation, cellular component: cytosol. The record is from RefSeq and is a predicted model, not a curated record.